Messenger RNA from Brachypodium distachyon (stiff brome), 617 nucleotides. RefSeq lists its product as uncharacterized. The transcript has a single exon. NCBI's taxonomy places the organism in Eukaryota, Viridiplantae, Streptophyta, Magnoliopsida, Poales, Poaceae. The coding region runs from base 158 to 463 and encodes 101 amino acids. The record is from RefSeq and is a predicted model, not a curated record.
GUCGUAGCAGCAACACACAGCAUCAACCGGAGCAAAACGCCAGCGCAAUCAACCUCUGCAAACUUCCCCGUACAAGACAGGGGAUCACCGGAGUCCAGGAAUCGAUCGACCGGAGGUAGUAAGUAGUACACAGAGAAGAGAUCUCCGCAAAGAAGAGAUGAGCUCGUGGGCGAGCAAGAAGGCGUCGUCGCUGGUGGUGGCGACGAGCAUGGCGGCGGUGGAGGCGCUCAAGGACCAGGCGGGGCUCUGCCGCUGGGACUACGCGCUCCGCUCCCUCUACCGCCGCGCCAAGGUCGCCGUCCCGGCCUCCCUCUCCUCACCAGCCUCCUCCGUGCCCGCCGCGGGCAAUGGUGCCACCGGUGCCUCUGCUGCCGCCGCUCGCGCCCGGCCCACCCGGCCCAGGAGAUCGGAGGAAGAGAAGUUGCAAAAGGCGCAUCACCUCGUCUGCUGGGGACCCAAUUAAUUUGUUACCCCGCGCGCUGUCCCUUUGUUGUUCUACUUCCAUGAGAUUCCAGCUUCUCUGUUUUCUGUUUCUUCCUAAUCUCGGCCAUCCGCGAAUGGUGUGCUGUAAAAUGAAAAUCGAGAUAUAUAUUUCAAAAUCAAGAUUUUGAAAUAUA